Vitis riparia (riverbank grape) is the source of this 1247-nucleotide messenger RNA. RefSeq names its product protein CHAPERONE-LIKE PROTEIN OF POR1, chloroplastic. Gene Ontology annotation, cellular component: chloroplast membrane. The record is from RefSeq and is a predicted model, not a curated record. Lineage: Eukaryota; Viridiplantae; Streptophyta; Magnoliopsida; Vitales; Vitaceae. The coding region runs from base 140 to 898 and encodes 252 amino acids. The transcript has 5 exons.
UCGUUUUAGACCCAGCUACCUCACGAGCGGCUUUGGACUUGCAGUUCCAAUCCCCCAAUUUCAAUGGCUUCCAUUCAAUACUGAAAUUGGGGUUAGGGUUAGGGUUAGCUUUAGGGUUAGGGUUUUUUUCAUCAACAAUAUGGUCUCGCUUCUGCUAACAAACCCUAGAUUUUCCUCGUCUCAUGUUGCCCGUAAACUUCCCGCUCGGGAAAAUUCAAAGAAAUUGAAGGCAAAUGGCUUGGUUAUUAGAGGUCCUAGAUGUGCCGUAGAUACACCUUAUGGAGGGGGUAACCUUACAAAGUUUCCUCGAAUUACUGUUUGGGAUCCUUAUAAGCGCCUUGGAAUACCUCCUGAUGCAUCUGAGGAAGAAAUCUGGAGUUCACGCAAUUUUCUCUUGCAACAGUAUGCUGGACAUGAGAGAAGUGAAGAAUCAAUAGAAGCUGCUUUUGAGAAAAUUCUCAUGGCCAGCUUCAUAAAUAGGAGGAAAACAAAAAUCAACUUGAAAAGCAAAUUAAAGAAGAAAGUGGAGGAGUCUCCACCUUGGGUAAAGAACUUGCUCAAUUUUGUGGAACUUCCUGCAACUGAAGUUAUUUUUAGAAGAUUGUUCCUCUUUGCAUUCAUGGGCGGGUGGAGUAUAAUAAAUUCUGCUGAAGGUGGACCUGCUUUUCAGGUGGCAGUCUCCUUGGCAGCUUGCAUAUAUUUCCUCAAUGAGAAGACAAAAAGCCUAGCAAGAGCUUUCAUUAUUGGACUUGGAUCUCUUGUUGUUGGUUGGGUGUGUGGUUCCUUCUUGGUUCCCAUGAUCCCAUCCUUUUUAUUGAGACCGACCUGGACGCUUGAACUCCUAACUUCGUUGGUAGCAUAUGUCUUCUUGUUUCUUGGCUGCACUUUUCUCAAAUGAUUGCUGCUGGAGUUGAGAAGUAGAAGGGGCUUGAUUACUUUCCCGUUUUGCUUAAAUCAUUGUAUUUUUCUCAUGGAAGAGCUUUCACCGGCCAUGGUACAGAUGGAAGAGGGUAUGAGAUGAGUCCUUUUGGGCAGAAGGCAGAUCCGCAUAAAUCAGAAGUUUUAGGUAUAAUGUGGCCAUUUCCAUGAAGUUUGAUCUGAUAGAUUGUGAGCGGUGAGGGGCCUUCCUCUAAAUUCAGAAUUUUGAUGACUUUUGGUCGCUCUUUAUUGUCAUGCAUAUUAUUCCAUACUCCCUCUAAAUCUCGUAUCUUCUUAUCUGGAAAAAGAGAUAAGACUGCAUUUUGACC